This is a messenger RNA of Ostreobium quekettii, 1581 nucleotides long. NCBI's taxonomy places the organism in Eukaryota, Viridiplantae, Chlorophyta, Ulvophyceae, Bryopsidales, Ostreobiaceae. The record is from the annotation of a GenBank genome assembly.
AUGACCUCGCCGCAGGCAUUGUACCCCCGGCUGGCGCCCGGCAUGCGCCUAUUGCAGCUCCUGCAUGGCGGGCCCUUCGGAUACUCAUUCUAUCAAAUCACGGCACUCGUCCUGACGUUCUUCGUCUACAUGUCGUACCACGCGUCGCGGAGGCCCAUAAGCAUCGUCAAAUCGGCGCUGAACCCCACGGGCGACAGCGGAUGCUGCGGGGACGACUGCGACGUGUCGGGCGUGAAAGCCGUGCGGAUGCUGGGCGAGUCGGUGGACGAGGGCUGGGCGCCUUUCGACGGAAAGUGCGGGGAGAGCAGGCUGGGAUACCUGGACACCGCGUUCCUCAUUGCGUACACUGUCGGCGUCUUCUCCUCUGGACACAUCGGCGACAGGACGAAUCUGAGGCAUUUUCUGCUGUUCGGAAUGAUCGGCAGCGGUGUCAUGAUAUCUUUUGUUGGCCUGGCGUAUUUCUGGGGGAUCCACAGCUAUGGCUAUUUUCUGCUUUUUCAGGCUUUGACAGGAAUGUUUGAGGGCACAGGAUGGCCUAUCGUUGUGUCAGUGGUUGCACACUGGUUUGGAAAAGGCCGUCGCGGGCUCAUCAUGGGCAUCUGGAAUUCGCACACUUCAGUUGGAAACAUGCUGGGCUCUUUCAUGGCAGCGUCUGUUGUGGGUGCUGGCUGGGGGUAUUCAUUUAUAUUGUUGGCUGCUUUAAUUUCAGGUGUUGGUGUGAUAGUGUGGCUCUUUUUGGUUCCGUUGCCUGCUGAGGUGUGCUAUGAGGCGCCAGACACUGUGGAACAUGCUCCUGAAGGGACGCGACCUGAUGAAGAAGCUCAGGCCAGUUAUGAGCCCUUGCUCAAUCAGGAGGCCACAGUGAAGCCUGCACAGGAGGGGAUCAGCUUCUUUGAUGCCUGGAAAAUACCUGGCAUCGUGGCCUAUGCGUUUGCUCUUUUCUUCAGCAAGCUGGUAGCAUACACUUUCCUGUUCUGGCUCCCCUUUUACCUCACGGAGGAUGGUGCUGACGUGUCGCCAAAGCGAGCUGGCGACCUGAGCAUCCUGUUUGACUUGGGGGGCAUCUUUGGAGGCAUCGCAGCAGGCCAGCUGUCUGACGUGACGGGUGCCAGUGCUUCAGUUGCCACAGGGUUCACACUCUUGGCGAUGCCGGCAAUACUAGGAUACAAAUAUCUAGGCAAUGUUUCUGGGGGUUUUAGCAGCUUCCUCCUUGUUGUGACUGGGUUCUUUGUCAAUGCACCAUAUGCCUUGAUCACCACAGCAGUGUCUGCAGACCUGGGGACUCAUGAGAGCAUCGCCGGGAAUCACAAUGCGCUGUCAACCGUCACUGCGAUUAUUGAUGGCAUGGGGUCCUUGGGAGCCACUGCUGGGCCAAUGCUGACAGGGCAGAUUCUGGCCAGUGGUGGCACCACGACAGGGGCCUUCAACAAAAUGUUCAUGAUGCUGAGUGGAUCUUCCUUGAUGGCAGGCAUUCUGUUGUGUGGGCAAGUUUGGAAGGAGUGCAAAACUCACUGGAAAUGGCAAGAAGAAAAAACGGUUUCUAGAGAGGCUCUGGAUGGGUUGAACGAUUAUUUGCCCUGA